Molecule: messenger RNA, 2481 nt
Organism: Hyalella azteca
Lineage: Eukaryota; Metazoa; Arthropoda; Malacostraca; Amphipoda; Hyalellidae
Product: E3 ubiquitin-protein ligase rnf168-like
Exons: 8
Coding region: 17-1648 (543 amino acids)
Biological process (GO): double-strand break repair
Cellular component (GO): nucleus; site of double-strand break
Molecular function (GO): nucleosome binding; ubiquitin-protein transferase activity
Source: RefSeq, a predicted model, not a curated record
GUAUAUUAAACUAAAAAUGAGCAGUAAAACUCAAAUUAGUGUAUUUAAUAAUAAUAAAAAAAUGUGUGAUAGUAUUGAUCCUCAAUACCUGAAGUUGAAUGAAGAUGACGUCAUAUGCCCCAUAUGCCUAUGCAUUUUGGUGGAACCAGUGACAAUGCAAUGCAAGCACAGUACAUGCAAAAAAUGCUUCCUACAGAUCUUACAAGAGUCUACUCUCCAAUGUCCAGUCUGCAGAUGCAGAAUAGGAAAUUUUGCCCGUCGUUCAAUGAAGUCAAAAGAACUUGUCAAUACAAGACUCUGGAAUGCUAUUAAGGAGCAGUUUAUGAAGAAAUUGGACCUGGAACAGUCAAAGAACUCGCCUAAAGUUUUGUCUAGCAGUGGAACUUGUGGAUUAGAGUGUGUUGCAGUGAACACUGCCAAACCUGGAGAAAUUUUGAAGGAGUUUAAAGACCAAGCCCUGCAGUUAUUAAAGCUAAAUAAGGCAAUGGAUCCAGGCCGUCUAGAGCAGGAAAAAAAUGAUGAACACUUGGCUGCCUCUCUCAAUAAUAACCUCAACAGCCGUGCCUGUAUAACUCGCAAAGCUUCCAAGCAAAAGAGUAUAAUAGACAAAAAUCGAUACAAGGUCGGGACUCCAAAUGAUAAUGAAGCUUUAGAUGCCCUGAAAAGAAAGGGUUUUUUCACUCCUAAAAACUGCAUCAGUUCACCUCCAGACCAAGAAGAAAGUGAUGUUUCUGAUGGAAACGCAUCAGAGACAGAAAUGCCUACUAGAAAGUCUUCACGACAGCUCUUCAAAGAAAGAAGCUGCUCUUCAGCUCCAGUUAAAGGAGACCGUCGGAAUACAACAAAAGGAAGUCUGAAUGCUUGUCACUCAGCAUCUCAUAGGACCAAGAAUGAAACAUCUUCAGAUAAGAGGAAAUCUUCUACAGCAAGCCAACAGUUCCCUGGUCUCCGCAAGCGGCCUAGACUUGCCGGCACUAGCAAUUUGUCCGUCUCUUGCCAUGAAUCGAGUGGUGAUGAACUAUCAGCAUCACAAAACUUACGCUCAGACAGCAAGAUGACAUCAGAUAGAAGUAUGAAUAACAGCACUUUGAAUAAAGCUUCUUCGUCAGUUAGAAAAACCUCUAUUACAUUAACAACGAAAAAAACAGCUACUGUGAGUGCUAAGAAUAGUAACCAGAUUGGUGAAGGAACAGCUGGAGGACCAAAUGAGUCUCGAACUCCAGGCGGCGGGUCGAGUAGCACCACCAGCAGCCCUGGGACUUCAGGCCAUGGCAGUGACGUUGGGCCUCUUGCUCAGCCGACGGCUACAAGCCCUCAAGACCCACUGUCUGACGAUGUAGAGGACAUACUAGCUCUCUUCCAAGAUAUACCAAAUAAUGAGAUCUCUGCCCUAAUAGCCGAGCAAAAGGCUCUUGAGACGCAGCUCAGACAGGAGGCCGAGGAUGCUAAGCUUGCGCGACUGCUGCAGAAACAACUGUCGAGAAUAAUAGUUGACCGCACUAAAGGCUCAGGCGAGGAGUACAGCCUGCGGUGUCGUCGGGACAGAAGCUCUGCCCUCACCUCUGGAGUCUCCCGCAGAAGCGCCCAGACGACAUGUCAAGCCUGUACAACCGUCAGAAAGCGACAGUCUUCCUCACCUUGUUACUAACGUAUCGUAACCACCGUCAGAAAGCGACAGUCUUCAUCGCCUUGUUACUAACGUAUCGUUAUCGUUAGUAACGUGUUACUAACGUAACGUAACGAAUGCUCUAUAAUAUUUUAAGAAUGUGAGCCAACCAUUUCUCUAAGUUUAGUUUGGCAUCACUUCCGCCAUUAAAGAAAGGACUGAUUUAGUUAAAACUGUACGCGCUAUAAUAACGGAUACGUGUAUAUACGUUGCCUUUUUAGCUAAUGAAUAUCAAAUUAAUCGAGGUAUUUUAGUAUUAGUGCGCAUUUCAAAGCUAUGUUUUCAUUGGUUAUAGUCGCGAGCUCGCCUCUAUUCCAUGUUUCUUGAGAACAGGUAGCAAAUAGGGCGUGUAUGCGCGUGGUUAAAACUACAAAAUAGCUAAUUGUGCAAUGGAAAUAGAUUAUUGGUGUAAGGCAUUUUGUUCUAGGCCAAAGGAUAGCUAUAGACCUAGGUUACUUCUCGUAUGCUUAUCGAAUUCUCGUAUGCUUACUUAAUUCUAUAGUACAAAUAGGAAUCUCCUUUACGUAGGAAGGAUAUAACCUUAUAAUUUUCUUUGCAUGCCGGUCUGACGGAGGAUGAAUUUUUUAUUCGCCGGUAAAAAUUUACAUCAGGCAAGAAUAUAUCUCCUAUUACUAGUUGAGUAAAUCAUAUCUCUGACCCAUGCAUGGAGUGUAGAGCAACGUGGGUAUUGGUUAAUCAAGGAGAAAUAGCACAUGUAAUUUAUAUUCAACCAAAACAUAAAAAUAGGCCACAUCUCUACCGUAAAAUUAUAUAUUACAAUGCAAAAGGGGUUUAUUUAAAGCUUUUAAAGGACA